AUGCCUCAAUUAACUCUUUUCUCAGACCCAAAUUCCAAAUCGUUAGCCUUGUCCCCGAAGAAACCUUCUUCCCACACGAAAGCGAAUAUUCAUACCAGUCCCAUCGGAAGUAGUAGUAGAAAGGCUGCUUACACGAAGAAAGGCGAAGAACCUAAUUUAUGGGAAUUGCAUCACAUUCAAGAAGAUAUGGCUGCCAUCUCGAAGAAAAGACAUUCUAAAGAUGAUGUUGAUGAAUCAGCAGCUUCGGCUUCGGCUUCAACUUCCAAGAAAAGGAAAACGGAUUCCAGUGGAGUUGGCGAAACAGAUCAAGGGAAAGAUGAGGAAAUGAAAGGACAACCUGAUGAAAAGGGUCAAUCACCUCAAGGUGGCGGUGUAGCUGGUGAACAAGGAAACAAGGUCAAACAUAAGAACGCCUAUGAAAUUAAGGGUAAAAUAGCUACUGCCGAAGAUGCAGCCAGAGCCGAUGAAGAUCCACCUUUAAAUCAACUCGAGCGACUCAUUGAGAAAGGUCAAAAACAAGUCGAGAAAGGUGAUUGUGUAGUAUAUUGGAUGAGGAUGGAAGAUAUGCGAAUUGAAGACAACACGGCACUAUAUAAAGCUUCUGAGAAAGCAGUAGAAUUAGGUAUACCACUCAUCGCUCUCUUCGUGUUGAGUCCAGGUGAUUAUAAAAUACAUGAUAGAAGUAAUAAGAAGAUUGAUUUCACGCUUCGUAAUCUACGAUGCCUUAAAACGAAAUUGCAUGAACUGAACAUUCCUUUACACAUUGUAUCAUACGAUCGAAGACUCCAGAUCCCUCGAAGAAUAAUAAAAGAAGUCCUUCCUUCUUUAGGAUCAAAUCACUUCUUUGCAAAUAUAGAAUAUGAAGUAGACGAAUUAAGAAGAGAUAUAGCGACUGUAAACCUAGGAAGGGAUAAUGGCAUUGACGUACAAUGUUUACAUGAUAGAUUGAUUGUCCCACCUGGAAAAGUUCUAAGUCAAAAAGGAAAACCCAUAAGUGUAUUUAGUCCUUGGCAGAGGGCUUGGGCCAAAUUGUUAGAUCAACAACCUAAAUACUUUGACAUGUCCCCUACACCUAAAUCCAAUGAUCAAUCCAUCAAAUCGGAUGAGAAGUUCAGUACACUGUUUGAUGAUAAGAUACCCGAUAGCUUGGAAGGGUUUGAGUGUCCUGAAAGUGAUAAAUUAAAGGAGUUGUGGCCUGAAGGUACAGAUCGGGCUAAAGAAGUGCUUAAUCGAUUUUUCCAUACCAAACCACGUAAAGAUCAAUUCCACUUCGUAUCACCACUGACACCCGGUGCGGAAGAAUCUGAGAAAGAAUCUCGUAUUGCUCAAUAUCAAACGGGUCGUAAUCUUGUAGAUGGGGAUAAUAGUUCCAAGAUUAGUCCUUAUUUAGCAUCAGGUGUCAUCAGUGGAAGAAUGGUAUUGAAUGAAGCUAAGAAAAUGAAAAAAGGUAAAUUGGAAAGUGGAAGAGAUACAGGUAUGGGUAUGUGGGUGCAAGAGGUCUCGUGGAGAGAUUUCUAUAAUCAUGUUAUGGCCACUUGGCCAAGAGUAUCGAUGGGUCGACCGUUCCUAGAGAAAUUCGCGGAUGUUCAGUGGGAAACAAACGAAGAUCAUCUACAAGCUUGGAAAGAUGGUAAAACAGGAUUCCCAAUAAUUGACGCUGCAAUGAGAGCUUGUAAAGCUAGAGGAUGGAUGGAAAACAGAGUGAGAAUGGUUGCUGCUAGUUUCUUGGUCAAAGGUUUGAUGCUCGAUUGGCGUUUAGGAGAGAAGUAUUUUAUGGAAUCUUUUGUUGAUGGUGAUUUAGCGGCGAAUAACGGAGGAUGGCAAUGGACUGCUAGUACCGGCACCGAUCCUCAACCUUUCUUUAGAAUAUUCAAUACAUUAACCCAAUCGGAGAAAUGUGAUCCAACUGGAGCCUACAUUCGAUAUUGGGUACCAGAGUUGAAGAAUCUGAAAGGGAAAGCCAUUCAUGAUCCAUAUCAUCAAAUGCCUCGAACGGAAUUCAAGAAGUUAGGAUAUCCUGAACCUAUCAUAGAUCAUAAGACAAGUAGAGAAAGAGCGCUAUUCAGGUAUAAGAAUGUUGGCGAGAAAGAGAAUGGAUCAUAG
Molecule: messenger RNA, 2103 nt
Organism: Kwoniella shivajii
Lineage: Eukaryota; Fungi; Basidiomycota; Tremellomycetes; Tremellales; Cryptococcaceae
Exons: 11
Coding region: 1-2103 (700 amino acids)
Biological process (GO): entrainment of circadian clock by photoperiod; circadian regulation of gene expression
Cellular component (GO): cytoplasm; nucleus
Molecular function (GO): FAD binding; deoxyribodipyrimidine photo-lyase activity; DNA binding
Source: RefSeq, a predicted model, not a curated record